UGAUUAUUUAUCUAUAUUAAUUACCAUGUAGUUUUAUGCUUAAUCUAAGUCUUAUUCGUAUAUAUAUUAACCGAUCACAUUUAAUUUUGAAUAAAGCAUUUAUGUCCAAAAAAUUUUAUGAGACAAACCAUAUCAAUCUUUAUAGUCCAUAUAAAGAAGUUGAAAUACCUGUUCCUUGGGGUCACAUUGCUGGAAAAUUAUGGAAUAAUGACUUAAAAUCAAAAAAAGUUUUAUGUGUUCAUGGUUGGUUAGAUAAUGCAAAUUCCUUUGACCCAUUAAUUAGCUUAUUGCCCCAAAAUAUAACAUUUCUAGCUAUAGAUUUAUCAGGACAUGGAAAAUCUAGUCAUUUACCUAAUGGAUCUCAGUAUUAUUUUACUAAUUGGAUAUUCGAAUUAGCUAGAGUUAUAAAAUUUAUGAAAUGGGAUCAUGAAAAUGAAAAAAUAUCACUAAUUGGCCAUAGCAUGGGAGCUGGGGUAUGCUUAUUGUAUGCUUCAUUAUUUGCAGACAAAAUUGAAAAAUGUGUUAGCUUAGAUGUUGUUGCACCUUAUAAUUAUCCUGUAGAUAAGUGUUAUGAUAUAUUACAACAAAGUCUUAAAAUGAAUUUUAUAUAUGAAAAUGAUCCAGACAUUGGAGAUAAACCUUAUACCUAUGAUAAUGCUAUCAAAAGAUUAUUGGAAUUUCAAUCAUUAAAUGAAAAAUCAGCCAAAAUUAUGUUACAAAGAGGUAUGACUCAAAACAUAGAUGAUGCCAAUACUUAUAAAAUGAAUAGAGACAUAAGACUUCACUAUAAAACACCAAUGUAUUUUUCUGAUGAUCAUUGGAAACUCUUUUUGAAUAAACUUAAAUGCCCUACUUAUGUAAUUUUAGGGAAAAAUAGUCAUAUAAAGGGUGAAAUUAUAAGUGAGGCAAAAUACAUUGAAUAUGAAUCAUUGUUAAAAAAAAUUUUAGGAUCUAAAUUUCUGAUGAAGGAGUAUCCAGGCACACAUCAUUUACAUAUGAAUACUCCAGAGCUUAUUGCACAGAGCAUAACACAAUUUUUGACUUCUUAAUUUUUGAUUGUAGCUAAUUUUUUAAAGUUUUACUUAAUAUACAUGAAUCUAGUCAUUUACAAAUUGCAAACAAUUCCAAAAUUUUAAAGUAUUCUCACAUUUUUUAUAUAUUUAUAGAUAAUUUCAUACAAUCCUGUAAACUACCUGCAUAUAUUAAGUUAGUAAUAAUUUGAUUUACAAUGUCUUAUAAUUUGUUUUGUUAAAUAAC
Gordionus sp. m RMFG-2023 is the source of this 1257-nucleotide messenger RNA. RefSeq names its product probable serine hydrolase. Bases 36 to 1049 code for a protein of 337 amino acids. The record is from RefSeq and is a predicted model, not a curated record. Lineage: Eukaryota; Metazoa; Nematomorpha; Gordioida; Chordodea; Parachordodidae. The transcript has 2 exons.